GUAGGGGGCUGCGUUAUUAAUGCCGCUUUCCCAUUAGCCAAUUAGCGAGUCCCGCUGCUCAUAUGGCUGAGUUAGGUUCCUGUUUCAUUGGCUAAGGGGAACGUCCAUCACUAGUGAAGCUGAAGUUAGGUUGAGGCGCAGGUGAAGCCUUGACUAUGCUGCUCCACUCCCGAGCCAUAGUAGCUGCAGCAGCGGAGGCAAGAUAAAUGGUGGAGGAGCGCGUCAUUUCAGGGAGAAAAGGUCUGAGAAAGACCGUUAACGCGGCUUACAUGGAGAGCCGAGAGCCGCUAUGAGCUCCAUGUCCUCAAUGAUGUACAUAUCGCCGCUGCUGACUUUUAUUUUAUAUGUAUAUAUUGGAUUUUGUAACGCUGCACCUCGCAUCAGCCUUUACGAUGCGCCGCCACUGUCCAACCGGAGACCAGAUCCAGCCUCCGGCACCAGAGACACCUUCCACACCGACAUGCCUUCUCAUCUUUACGGGAGAAGGCCGCCAGCUGUCGGGCCUGUAGCAGCCGCUUUCCCACCGACUGAGGCUGAAACCUCCCUUCUGCUUCUCACCCCAGCCACUAGUGAAAGUGGAAAGCGCUCAGCCGCUGAUGAACAAAUAGCUGCGGCCAUUUUUAAAUUGUCCAGCGCACGGAAAAGAUCCACGGAUGGUCUACCGUACGUGGAGAAAACGCUGCAGACCAUUGGGUCCAUUCUUACUCAUCGGUCAGACAAUAAUGCCUGGGCUGCCAUUGCUACUCCGCUCUCUGGACCAUAUGUUUCACCAGCAGAGAAUAGUCAAGAGCUCAUGUGUAACUGCAGCAGUGGGAACGAGGGGAUUUUAGAUCCCAACGAGUGUGACCAGACCACCGGUCAGUGUGAGUGUCUGAUGGGAUACGCCGGCCUGCAGUGUGAGGACUGUAUUGAGGGCUUCUUCACCAAUGGCACCAGCAGCUGUCUGCCCUGUUCAUGUGACUCCUUCGGAGCCGUUAACCACCUCUGUGACAGCUCCGGAAUAUGUGUGUGCAAGACGGGUGUGUAUGGCCCUAAGUGUGACGAGUGCCACCCAGGAUUCUUCCACUUCAGCACCACUGGCUGUCGACCCUGCCAGUGUAACAACCACACCAGCUACUGCCACCCACAGUCCGGAGUGUGUUUGAACUGUGAGGGAAACACACAGGGAUCUAACUGUGAGGAGUGUAAGCCUGCCUUCUACCGCCGCCCUGGAGCCGCACCAACGGAUGCCUGUUUACCUUGUCCCUGCUCCAACAGCACAUCCAGCGGCACCUGUCACAUAGGUUCCAGUGGUUCCCCAGUAUGUGGCCAGUGCCUUCCUCAGUACCGCGGCUCACAGUGUGACAAGUGCAUCGCUGGCUUCCACAAAGUGUCUGGUGCCUGCGUUCCCUGCGACUGCAGUGGCAAUGCAAACCCUCGUGGCCCCGCCCAGAUCUGUCACCCCGACACGGGCCACUGCCUCCAGUGCAUCAACAACACCAGUGGGCACCAGUGUCAGCUCUGUGCUCCUGGGUUCACUGGAGAUGCCAAAGCUCACAACUGCAUGUGGAUGGACCCACUGAUCCUCCCCACAUCAGCAGCCAGAACCACAACACAAAGCAAAACUUUAAGUGCAUCCUCCAGGACCAGCACCACUUUGGCUCCCUCAGCUUCAACAGCUUCAACACUGAGCCAAAACACAAGUGUGAUGGCGAGCACCACAACCACCACCCCCACCACUGCGACCACCACCCAGGCCCUGCCGACCAGCCUGAGCAGCCCCACGGACAACACCACUGCGGCACUGACGGAAGUCUCCUGGACCCAGUUCCACAUCAUUAUCCUGGCAGUCAUCAUCCUGGUGGUGGUGGUGCUGCUCGGCUUUGUUGGAGGUGUGUACACGUACAGAGAGUACCACAACCGCAAACUCAACGCCCCCUUCUGGACCAUAGAGCUGAAAGAAGACAACAUCAGCUUCAGCAGCUACCACGACAGCAUCCCUAAUGCUGACGUGUCGGGCCUGCUGGAGGAUGAGGCAACAGAGGUGGCGCCCAACGGCCAGCUGGCGCUUACCACACAGGGAAACUGCUACAAGGCCUAGCACACCCUGUCCACCCUAUAGCUACAUUUAGAGAUAACAAAAGCUGCUGGCUCUUCACAUGAAUGACUUUCUUCCUAAGCUGCUUGGCUCCAACAUUUCAUAACAGAAACCUCUGCAAUGAAGCAGAUGUGAUCCAAGAGAUGAGACGUUUUACAUUUUUAAUAUGGUUUUUUCUUCAGGAGUGAAGCAAUUAGAAAGCAGGAGCCAAAAUAAAAAAAAAGGCUACGUCAUAAGUGGUACCUGCAGGUGGCACUGUUCUGAAAAUUGGUAUCAUGUGAGACCAAGUUGUCAAAUAGAUGACAUAAAGCAGCUUGAGGACUGGAGACAGGAGUCUUGCAUUUCACCUCUUUUGAAAAACAGCUGGACCACAUAAGUUGCUAAAACAUUCACAACAGAAAAACCAAUAAACAACUGAACCGUGUAAGUAGGGAGUGGAUUAUUCGGAGCAGUGGUCCAAAAAACUAAGACAAUAAUUAUUUAAUGAAUUUUUAAUUCUGUUCUUAUUUAUUGAUCGAUGUUUUGUUCCUGGGAGAAAUGCUGCACAUGUUGUAUGACGUGUUUAUUCAUGGUGUUUUAUCUUUCGUGCUGUUGAAUGGUAAAUUCUGAACAGGCCAGUAUGUUCACAUGUGUAGUUUGUUUUUUGGAGAAAAUACAAAGGCUGCUGGUACAAGCUUUUCUUACAACCUCAUGUUUUAUUUCAUGGCUUCUCAUAUGUCAAAGGAAUACUGGAGGUUAUUUUAUUUGAGUAUGGAAAGUCAAAGCUAAAUGUUCUGGAGAGACUUGACAAAAAAUUCUCUACCUGCUUAUGUCUAUGAUAUCUCAGAAUUACAUUCCCUGAUUUUAAAUUUUGUUGUUUGUGACAUCGUCAUUCUCCUGAACCAUAGUCUAAACUCAAAACAUCAACUUUUUUAUUCAUAUUUGGGACAAAAUAUGAAUAAUAUUUUAAUAUAAUAAUAUUUUAAAAUAAGAAGCCCUUCACUCAUCACUUGGAAAUUUUGUCUUCUGUACAUUCAAUUUAAUUUAAAGGAUAAUUCUGAAUGUAUUAAAUAUUAAAUAAUUAGUUAAGAAAUUAGAAAAAUUAGGGCGGUAAUCUCAAUGUUUCAAAUUACAUGAACACAAUUUAGCAGUUUAUUUUUUUUCAACUUUUUUUUUUUCCCCCAUAAGCAAAAGUUGAACUCUGGCAGAUUAAAAUUCUAGUCUUUCUUUGGUGUUUUGCUUAACAUUACAGGUAAAUGAUUACUCAUUGAGAAACCAGGAUUAGUUGGUGACAAAAACACUUUAUCAGUGCUAAAAUAAGGUAUUGGUAUCAAAUACAAUUAGUCCCUGAGCAGAAAUGCUGAGAAUAAAAAGUUAUUUAAAGCCUAAGCAUUUGUGUAUUUUUACUGGACAAGUCUUGAGUUAGACGUCCAACAUUGGCUAGUUGGCUAGGUCGGAUGGCUUCACUUCAGAGCCAGUGCUGUCUGUGUCAUAUUACAGUGCUUCAUUUAGUU
Messenger RNA from Cynoglossus semilaevis (tongue sole), 3570 nucleotides. Its product is annotated as multiple epidermal growth factor-like domains protein 9. NCBI's taxonomy places the organism in Eukaryota, Metazoa, Chordata, Actinopteri, Pleuronectiformes, Cynoglossidae. The transcript has 6 exons. Gene Ontology annotation, biological process: animal organ morphogenesis; tissue development. The record is from RefSeq and is a predicted model, not a curated record. Bases 290 to 2080 code for a protein of 596 amino acids.